Messenger RNA from Bicyclus anynana (squinting bush brown), 2608 nucleotides. RefSeq names its product activin receptor type-2A. Lineage: Eukaryota; Metazoa; Arthropoda; Insecta; Lepidoptera; Nymphalidae. Gene Ontology annotation, cellular component: activin receptor complex; plasma membrane. Gene Ontology annotation, biological process: protein phosphorylation; cellular response to growth factor stimulus; activin receptor signaling pathway. The coding region runs from base 298 to 1923 and encodes 541 amino acids. The transcript has 5 exons. Gene Ontology annotation, molecular function: ATP binding; activin binding; activin receptor activity. The record is from RefSeq and is a predicted model, not a curated record.
UCACAGAUCAGAAAAAUAAAAAAUCGGAAGUUCGGGACUGAAUCACAACUAUUAGCCUAAUUGUUUUGAUUAAUUGUUUUGAUUGCUGGUGUCCAAUUCAUUAAGAACUGUAUUAUGGCAGUGUUGUGUUAAAUUGUGGUAAUAAUAAUAUGUGUGUUGUUUCGUAUACGAACUCGCAAGUACUUCUGUUAGGAAUUCCUAAAUAGACCUUUGAUGUCGGGGCCGUGUAUAAAAAUAACAUCGGGCUGUAGUGACCGGUCGCGCGGCGGCGCCUAAUUCCGCCUGCGCCUCACAAUCAUGGCUUCUAAGUCUAAGAUAGUGAUGCAUUUAUCUUUGCUUGUGCUAGGCAUACAUGGAACAACCAUGAGAUCUCUAGCAGCCCCGCCUUCAGAUGAAAACCUGCCGCCUCGGCCAAAAGAAGGUGGCAUUGAAACCAAAUACUGUGAAGUCUACAGUGACUCUAAGCUGAAUAACUCUUCAGCAAAUGCCACCAGUACACCCUCACCUGUUCAGAGAGAGGAGUGCCAGCCCAUCGAGACGGACAAAAGCAACCACUGCUUCACCCUGUGGCUGUUCGAUGAAGCCAACAACACGGCCACAGUUAAAGUGAAAGGAUGUUUCCUGGACACAGUGUCGUGCACAGACAGAGCUUCCAGCUGCAGGCUGCACAGCUCCAAGCUGCCUCUCCUCCACUGCUGCUGCGAGGGGGACAUGUGUAACGCAAACGCUACAUUCCCUGGCUUGGCUAUUGCCUCUCAGACAGAGUAUCCUCCUGAGAAAGUCCCAGCUACGCCGUUACCCACCCCAGAAGAUGACACCACAGCUGUUAUUGCAUAUACACUGACACCUUUAUUUCUACUAUUUGCAGUUUUAGUUGGAUGUUACUUGUUAUACAGAAAACGUAAAGGCAGUUCUUUUGCUGAAUUGGGAAGCGGAGAGGCGUCACUUUCUAGACCCCCAUCUGCUGGUGGCGGCAUGGAAAAUGAGUCUGCAGGAUUGCUCGCCCAGAUAACACUGUGUGAGGUGCGUGCCAGGGGAAGGUACGGCGCAGUGUGGAGAGCUAAACUCGGGCAGAAAGAUGUGGCCGUCAAAGUGUUCCCAUUACAAGACAAGCAGUCGUGGCUGGCGGAGCAGGAGAUAUACCGCCUGCCACGCAUGGACCACCCCAACAUUCUGCAUUACAUCGGAGUUGAUAAGAAGGGAGAUAACCUACAGGCCGAGUACUGGCUCAUCACAGCUUAUCAUGAAAAGGGUUCCCUGUGCGACUACCUGAAGGGGCACACGCUGAGCUGGGCGCAGGCGUGGCGCGUGGCGGCCAGCGUGGCGCGCGGCCUGGCGCACCUGCACGAGGAGGGCGGGGGGAAGCCCGCCAUCGCACACCGGGACUUCAAGUCCAAGAACGUGCUGCUGAAGGCGGACCUCACAGCUUGUGUCGCUGACUUUGGGUUAGCGCUGGUGUUCGUGGCGGGCGUCGGCUGCGGCGACGCGCACGGGCAGGUGGGCACGCGACGCUACAUGGCGCCCGAGGUGCUGGACGGCGCCAUCAACUUCACCAAGGACGCCUUCCUGCGGAUAGACAUGUACGCCUGCGCGCUCGUGCUGUGGGAGAUCGCCUCCAGGUGCGAGGAGGGCGGCCUGGAGCCGCUGGCGCCGUACCGCCUGCCGCUGGAGGAGGAGGUGGGCGCGCACCCCGGCCUGGAGGAGAUGCAGGAGGCGGUGGUGCAGCGCAAGCUGCGGCCGCAGCUGCCGGCGGCGUGGCGCGAGCACGCGGGGCUGGCCGUGCUGUGCGACACCAUGGAGGAGUGCUGGGACCACGACGCAGAGGCGCGCCUGUCGGCGUCGUGCGUGCUGGAGCGCGUGGCGGGCCACUGCGCGCCGCCCGACGCCGCGCUGGCGCCGCUGCUGCCGCCCGCCGCCUGCUGACCGCCGCCGCCGCCGGCCGAGCUGCUGCCGCUCAUCGUGCUGUGACGCGCCGUGCCACGCCAAUACUGUCGAAACUCUUUAUAACGAAUCUUAAGGGACUGAGCAUUUUUUUUGUUAUUAAUAGUUUUGGUGUAUGAAAAAGUAACCAAAUUUCCCUGAUUACGAUUUCUAAUUUUACAACUCUCAUUAGCCUGUUGGCUGUAUUAUUGUUCUGUUAACUAAAUUUUUUACUACAAUAUUUGAUUUGUAUUUUCUGUAAAGUAUUUUAUGCUCGACUUGGAAUGUGAUGGAACUUUUAGACAGCACCAAAAUUUAAUGUUAUUCAAGAGCAACGGCACACGAGUUAAAGGCAAUUAAUGAUAACAAAAGGAAAGACAUUUGCGUACUACCGCAAGAUCUGUUUGUCAAAAACUUUGACACCAAAGGUUUGGUCGGAACCUUUGAUCGAAUGUAAAACAUUUACAUUAUUAAAUACUUCUGUAAAUAUUUUCUGGUUAAAUAUGGACGUAUUUCUUCGUGAUAGAGUGUGGCUGUUGUGCCAUAGCGAAUGUAUUAAUGAAUAAUAAAUUAAGAGGUUUUCAUGUAAGGAGCUCCAAAUUUAUUUUUUCGAAAAUAAAAUAUAAAAUGUAAGUGCAACAUUUAGGAGUAACGCUUAGGUUCCGAAAUAUGUCUGUAGACACUUUAA